AUGACAACCAGUGUAGAAGGGUCUGUAGCAGGGGUGAUUUCUACAUCAAUGUAUAUAGCAUGUAAUAAAUGCAACAAAAAGAUACAAAACGAUAAUUCGUCCGAAAUUAUCACAUGCAAUUAUUGUAACAUGCAACAGUUGGCAGGCCUGUGCCCAACACAGUAUUAUGCACAAUUCUUUUUUCUAACCACACCAAAGAAGGACAGGUUAACUCUUACACUUUUUAACAAAGUUAUCUCACAGUUGUUUUCAACAGAAGGUGUCAUUAAUCCUUCUAAGAACGACUUUGUAAAGGUCUUACUAGGCUUAAAAGACAUAGUAGUAACGUACAAUAAACGUUCCAAAGUAGUCACUAACAUUCUCAGACCCCAUAUUUAG
This is a messenger RNA of Pocillopora meandrina, 378 nucleotides long. NCBI's taxonomy places the organism in Eukaryota, Metazoa, Cnidaria, Anthozoa, Scleractinia, Pocilloporidae. The record is from the annotation of a GenBank genome assembly.